Messenger RNA from Myripristis murdjan (pinecone soldierfish), 3967 nucleotides. RefSeq names its product potassium voltage-gated channel, subfamily H (eag-related), member 2b (gene kcnh2b). Lineage: Eukaryota; Metazoa; Chordata; Actinopteri; Holocentriformes; Holocentridae. Gene Ontology annotation, molecular function: inward rectifier potassium channel activity. Gene Ontology annotation, cellular component: plasma membrane. Gene Ontology annotation, biological process: regulation of heart rate by cardiac conduction; potassium ion transmembrane transport; regulation of ventricular cardiac muscle cell membrane repolarization. The record is from RefSeq and is a predicted model, not a curated record. The transcript is spliced from 23 exons. The coding region runs from base 216 to 3947 and encodes 1243 amino acids.
GCAGCGUCGGGUGGACAUACACAAGUCUAAAAAGUCUUAAGAAGUCAAAGAGACCGCACAGCAAAGAUGCCGGUCCGGAGGGGCCACGUGGCCCCACAGAAACCCUUCCUGGACACCAUCAUCAGGAAUUCGACAGUCAAAGCCGCAAGUUCAUCAUCGCCAAUGCACGGGUGGAGAACUGCGCCAUUAUCUUCUGCAAUGACGGCUUCUGCCACAUGUGCGGCUACUCACGUGCCGAGAUCAUGCAGAAGCCGUGCACGUGUAACUUCCUGUACGGACCCCACACCAAGCGGCUGGCCAUCGCCCAGAUGGCGCAGGCCCUGCUGGGGUCAGAGGAGAGGAAAGUGGAGAUCAACCUUUACCGCAAAGACGGUCAGUGCUUUCUGUGUCUGGUGGAUGUGGUGCCAGUGAAGAACGAAGAUGGCGUGGUGAUCAUGUUCAUCCUCAACUUCGAGGUCAUGACAGAGGACAGACUGCGGGACCCCAACCAGGAGCUCAACCACCGCCUGCCCACCUGGCUCGUCACCGGUCGUCCACGAGGCUUCAAGCUGCGCUUUCCCCUGUUGCGCUCCUUGUCCAACAGCAAGGCUUCUCUGGACGACGCUGAAGUGGGUCGCAUCCCCACUGCCACACCCCUGCCACUGCACCAGGAGCAGCCCCACCACGAGUCUCUGGCCCUGGGAGAGUUCCUGCCCCUUCCUUCCUUACAACCAGAUAACCAGGGGCAAGUCAGUGGAAGCAGGUCAGCUCUACAGAGUUGGCCAGAAGACCGUUGGGAGGACCAGCGUACCCUACUGGGCUCUGAGCCUCCCGCUCCGCCUCCUCCACCUCCCCCGCACAGAGUUCCACUGACAGGCUCCCUCACCCAGUCGUCGCCCUGCGUGGUACCCCACCGCCUCAGCCUCAACCCAGACGCCACGGCCUCCAACUGCUCCCUGACACACAGCCGCUCGCGGGAGAGUUUCCACAGUAUGCGUCGCGCCUCCUCAGUAGACGAGAUCGAGGCCAUGAGGCCCGACUGGGACCGGAAGAACCGGAGAGGGAGCAUCCGGCCGGCCAGCAGCAGCACUGGCGCCGUGAACAACAAGUCCAACAUACUCAACUCCACGUCGGACUCGGACCUCAUGCGCUACCGCACCAUCUCCAAGAUCCCUCAGAUCACCCUCAACUUUGUGGACUUCAAACCCGACCCGCUCAUCGCCCUGCCCGCCGGGGAGAUGGACAUCAUCGCUCCCUGCAAACUCAUCGACCGCACGCACAACGUCACAGAGAAAGUCACGCAGGUGCUGUCUCUGGGUGCCGAUGUGUUGCCAGAGUACAAGCUCCAGGCCCCUCGCAUCCACAAGUGGACGGUGUUGCACUACAGCCCCUUCAAAGCCGUGUGGGACUGGCUCAUCCUGCUGCUGGUCAUCUACACCGCCAUCCUGACGCCCUACUCCGCUGCCUUCCUCCUCAACGACCAGGAAGAGGUAGCCAUGCAGAGCUGUGGUUAUUCCUGCUCUCCUCUCAACGUGGUGGACCUCAUAGUGGACAUCAUGUUCAUCAUCGACAUCCUCAUCAACUUCAGGACCACAUAUGUGAAUGCUAACGACGAGGUGGUGAGCCACCCUCUGCGGAUCGCUGUCCACUACUUCAAAGGCUGGUUCCUCAUCGACAUGGUGGCUGCCAUUCCCUUCGACCUGCUCAUCUACCGCAAUGGAGAGGAGACCACUACCCUGAUUGGUCUACUGAAGACGGCCCGUCUCUUGCGAUUGGUCCGUGUGGCCCGGAAGUUGGAUCGCUACUCGGAGUACGGCGCGGCUGUCCUCUUCCUCCUCAUGUGCACCUUCGCCCUCAUCGCUCACUGGCUGGCCUGCAUCUGGUAUGCCAUCGGCAGUGUAGAGAGGAACGGCUCUAUUGGUUGGCUCCAUUCACUGGGAGAUCAACUGGGGAAACACUACAACGACUCCAUCCCAGGUUCGGGACCCUCCAUCAAAGACAAGUACGUCACAGCUCUAUACUUCACCUUCAGCAGUCUGACCAGUGUGGGAUUUGGAAAUGUUUCCCCCAACACUAACUCUGAGAAGAUCUUCAGCAUCUGUGUCAUGCUCAUAGGAUCCCUGAUGUACGCAAGUAUCUUUGGGAAUGUGUCGGCCAUCAUCCAGCGGUUAUACUCGGGGACGGCCCGCUACCACACCCAGAUGCUGAGAGUCAGGGAGUUCAUUCGUUUCCACCAGAUCCCCAACCCGCUCAGGCAGAGGCUGGAGGAGUACUUUCAGCACGCCUGGUCCUACACCAACGGCAUAGACAUGAACGCUGUGCUGAAAGGUUUCCCGGAGUGUCUGCAGGCAGAUAUCUGCCUCCAUCUGAACAGGACUUUGCUGCAGAACUGUAAGGCUUUUAAAGGCUCCACCAAGGGCUGCCUCAGGGCCUUGGCCAUGAAGUUCAAGACCACCCACGCCCCCCCAGGCGACACGUUGGUUCACGCCGGGGACGUCCUCACUGCCCUCUACUUCAUAUCCAGGGGAUCCAUCGAGAUACUCAGAGGAGACGUGGUGGUCGCCAUCUUGGGGAAGAAUGACAUCUUCGGCGAGCCCAUCAACCUGUACGCCCGACCGGGUAAGUCCAAUGCUGACGUGAGGGCUCUGACCUACUGCGACCUCCACAAGAUCCUCAGAGAGGACGUUCUGGAAGUGCUGGACAUGUACCCCGAGUUCUCCGACCACUUCUGGAGCAACCUGGAAAUCACCUUCAACCUCCGAGAUACCAACAUGAUUCCAGGUUCUCCGAGCAGUGACGACUCAGACUGUGGGGGAUUCAACAAAUUACGGAGACGCAAGUUGUCAUUCCGACGGCGUACGGAAAAAGAUGAUGCAAACGCUGGAGAAAUAAAAAAGUCCCAUAAGCCUGUCCGAAGAAGAAGGAAGGAAGCAGCCAGCAACCAAAAACAAGAUGAGGGUCUAAAGCCAGACUGGGAGGCACAUCACAGCUCUGUGUCCUCCCACUCCAGCGGUGAUGAGGGGGAGGAGUCAGUGGUGACAUGCCCUGCCCCUUCGUCUGCUGCACUGGACACCCUGCAGCCCCAGGCCACACCCCUAAACUUCAACGAAAACAAUGAAGGAGAUGGAGACCCCAAGACUGGGAACACCUGCAACGCACUGUCAGGUGCAUUCUCGGGCGUAUCCAACAUCUUUAGUUUCUGGGGGGAAAGUCGGGGGGGCGGUCAAUACCAGGAGCUUCCCCGCUGCAGCCUGGCCUCCCCCCAGCCCCUCAACACGCCACUGCACAGCCUGAGCCGCCAGCAACGCAGCCAGCUGGACACGCGCCUGGAUCUGCUGCAGAAACAGCUCAACAGGUUGGAGAGUCGUAUGUCCACAGACAUUGGAGCAAUCAUGCAGCUGCUACAGAGACAGAUGGCUCUGGUUCCUCCUGCCUACAGCACCGUCUCAUCACCACCUCAGGCCUCACCGUACCCUGGUCCCGGCCCAGGACCAGGUCCUGGAGAGAGACUGGUUCAGCCUGUUACACCUCUCGAGACAGACACACUGGCCUCCCUAUCACAGAUCUUGGACUCCCAGGACUUUGAGGAGUUCCCAGCCAAGCCACUUGAGUCUCUGCAGCCCCAGGACACGUCUCUGAUAAGCCCCAGCCAAGGGCCGCUCGCCCCCUCUGGACUUGACAGCCUGGGGCAACAUCUGGAGUUGGAGCUGGGCUUGGGAACGGGAGCUGGGGUCAUUUCAGGGCCAGGGCCAGCGAUAGGUUCAAGUUCAGGUUUAGGGUCAGGGUUAGGGUUGGAGCUAGGGACUGGGGCAGCAAUGGGGUCGCAGACUGGAGUGGCAUCAAGCUUAGGGGCGGGUUUAGACUUUGGGUCGGGGGUUUCCCAACGAAGGCUGUCCCUUCAAGAACCACAGACACCCCUGGACUCACGGACACCACAGAGACACAGCUCCGACCCUGGGGGGAGCUAAGGAGGAGGAGGAGGGGGAGG